AUGAACGACGACCCUCUCCCAGCCGACUUUUUUGACUUGAUCGGCGGCACGUACACUGGGGGCCUUAUUGCUCUUCUACUCGGACGCCUGCGCCUUUCGGUGCCACAGGCAAGGCGGGAAUACGUCAAGAUCGCAAAUGAGGUCUUCUCUAUCAAAAGGUUCUUCGACAAGUCCAAGUUCGACGGGAAAGCGUUGGAAAUGGCCGUGAAGCAGGUUCUCCAGAAGACGCUUGGUCCUGGGCGCGAGUCGGAAAGAAUGCUGGAUCGCGCCAAACCCGCCUGCGGCGUGUUCGUGUCCGCUGUCUUACAGCAAGAUGCCCAGGCUCGGGCCGGCCCGACCCUCUUCCGAACAUACAAAGUACGCGAACAUGCCACAUACGACUGCACAAUCUGGGAAGCGAGUCGUGCCACGUCGGCCGCGCCCGCGUAUUUUGAUGCCAUUGCUAUUGGGGAGUCGGGCGAGGAGGAGGUUUAUGUUGAUGGCGGGCUCGGGUACAACAACCCCAUCGAACAGGUGCUCGAGGAAGCGCGACGACAGUUUCCCCGGCGCAAGGUGGCUUGUAUUGUCAGCAUUGGAGCGGGCCUCGCUCGCGAGAUCCGGUUCCCCGACACACCCAAGACAAAUUGGUCGAAUCUGGUCCACGCGCUGAAGAAGAUGGCCACGGAGUCGGAUACAACCGCCGAGCGCGUCCAGGCGCGGUACCGCGAGGCGCACGACACGUACUUCCGCUUCAGCGUCGACCGUGGUCUCGACAACAUCGACCUGGCCGAGUGUGAAAAGAUUUCCAAUGUGCGAACCUAUACGACUGGCUAUAUGCGCCAAACGGUGGUGUCCGCCCAAAUCGACUCCGUUGUCCGGGCCUUACUAGCAUCGAAGGCGGAGCCAGGUCCAGAUGCAUCCACAUCCAUGAUCCCUGUCUCGACUCCCACGUCGACUUCUGUCUCUGGGGCGGCCGGUUCUCAGAGACCGCCGCAGAUGCUUCCCUGGACUUCCACUGGUGAAACAACGACCGACAUCCAUUACAAAGUCGAAGACGUUGUUCCCACGACAAAGGUUCGUGCCUGGUCGGUCCCAUUCGAAAAGAACCCAGACUUCACGGGCCGCGAGUCGGAAUUCAAAAAGCUUCGUGACGCUCUUUUCACAAAGGAGGAGCAGACAGCCAAGGUGGCCGUCGCCGGCCUGGGUGGGAUCGGCAAGACACAGCUGGUACUAGCCAUGGCCUAUCAUAUACGAGACGAAUUCAAGGACUGUUGUGUCUUGUGGAUGCCCUGCACUAGCCGAGAAAGCAUCGAAAAGGCCUUUGCCGUUGCCGCCAAGGAGCUCAACAUACCCGGCGCCGAGAGCGACAAGGCGGACACAAAGGCACUCGUACGGGACCACUUGAGUAAAGAGAGUGCAGGCCGGUGGCUCUUGGUGUUUGACAACGCCGACGACAUCAGCAUAUGGUUUAACCAGUCGGCCGGGGAGUCUGGCCGCCUGAUUGAUUAUCUCCCCAAAAGUCAGCACGGAUCCAUCAUAUUUACGACGCGUGUUAAGAAGGAGGCAGUACGACUUACAGGCCGGAACAUAAUCGAAAUGUCAGCAAUGGACGAAGACGGCGGCAAGCAGUUGUUACGAAAUUACUUACUUGAUAAGGACCUCGUCGACAACCGAGAAGAUACAGCGGCCUUGCUUGCGCGGCUCACGUACCUCCCGCUGGCCAUUGUUCAAGCCGCGGCAUACAUCAACGCGAACGACAUCAGCCUACGAGACUAUCUGCCACUCCUCAACGAGCAAGAAGAGGAGGUGAUUGAUCUCCUGAGCGAGGAUUUUGAAGACGAAUGGAGAUAUCGCGACGUGCAGAACCCAGUGGCCACAACCUGGCUUGUAUCCUUCGCGCAGGUCCGGCAGCGCGACCCUCUUGCAGCGGACUACUUAUCCUUUAUGGCUUGCAUAGAUGCAAAAGACAUCCCGCCGUCGCUUCUUCCGCCCGGCCCGUCACAGAAGAAAGUGACAGACGCGAUGGGUACCUUGCAAGGCUACUCGUUCGGCCGGUGGGACGAGGCCGAAAAGCUGGAUGUGCAAGUGAUGGAGACUCGCCGGUGGGACGAGGCCGAGAAGUUGGAGGUGCAGGUAAUGGAGACGAGUAUGGAGAAGCUCGGGGCCGACCAUUAUAAUACAAUAUUGAGUAUGAGCAGCCUUGCGUCGACGUUUUGGAAUCAGGGUCGGUUGGACGAGGCCGAGAAGCUUGAGGUGCAGGUAAUGGAGACUCGUAAGCGGAUACUCGGGGCUGAUCAUCCCUACACGUUAACGAGUAUCGCCGACCUUGCGUUGACGAUUGGGGAUCAAGGCCGGUGGGACGAGGCCGAGAAGUUGGAGGUGCAAGUGAUGGAGAUGAGUAAGACGAUACUCGGGGCCGACCAUCCCGAAACGUUAGGCACAAUGCCGUGA
Messenger RNA from Sporothrix brasiliensis 5110, 2430 nucleotides. RefSeq lists its product as uncharacterized. Gene Ontology annotation, biological process: lipid metabolic process. The transcript is spliced from 7 exons. The coding region runs from base 1 to 2430 and encodes 809 amino acids. The record is from RefSeq and is a predicted model, not a curated record. NCBI's taxonomy places the organism in Eukaryota, Fungi, Ascomycota, Sordariomycetes, Ophiostomatales, Ophiostomataceae. Gene Ontology annotation, molecular function: ADP binding; protein binding.